AUGGAUAAGGCUUGGAUGCAUAUUGAUGAUAGAUUGCAUUCCCGUGAGUAUGAAGAAGGUGUUAGACAAUUCCUCGCUAUGGCCGUAGCGCACACUCCAACCACUGAUCAGAUUAGGUGUCCAUGUAGAAGAUGUCGGAAUAGAGCUUUCCAUUCCAUUCGUACUGUCGAAGAUCAUUUAUUCCUUAUAGGGUUUGAUCCAACUUAUCAAUGCUGGAUAUUCCAUGGAGAAGAUGAUCCUUUCCUUUCCACUCCUUUGUCUGAUGAAGAAGCAGAUGACACCUUCGAUUUCAGUGACUAUCCAGAUGAUUUGGACGAGAUGUUAGAUGACAUUCGUCAUGGCUCAUAUAUGGGAAGUCACUGGCAAAGGGACGGAGAUGUGAACAUGGAUGAUCAACCAUCCACCUCUAAUACUCAAACAAACUUUACCUUCGAGGAGUUGGUCGCUGAUGCAAGACGUCCACUUUAUCCUUCAUGUAAGCAGUUCUCCAAGUUGUCAUUCAUCGUGAAGUUGCUUCACAUCAAAAGCAUUGGUAGUUGGACCGUGAAGUCCUUCGACCUGGUCAUAAAGCUUUUGCAAGAGGCAUUUCCGGAAGCUCUAUUCCCUGAUUCAUAUGCCGAUGCUCGUCGCUUGGAGCGUGGCUUGGGGUUUAGUUACGAAAAGAUACAUGUGUGCCCGAAUGAUUGUGCUUUGUUUUGGAAGGAAAAUGCCACCUACAAUGUAUGCCCGAAAUGUCAAGCAUCUAGGUGGGAGCAAAGCACAAGUUCCGCUCGAAGGGUACCGAAAAAAGUUCUCCGAUAUUUUCCGCUGAAGCUGCGGUUGCAGAGACUAUAUAUGUCAAAGAAGACAGCCCAGGCCAUGAGAUGGCAUGUAGAUGGACGUGUUGACGAUCCGACAUGCAUGCGACAUCCAGCAGAUUCAAGGGUUUGGAAGGACUUUGAUAUCAAACAUCAUAUUUUUUCCCAAGAUCCUAGGAAUGUUAGACUUGGUUUGGCCAGUGAUGGGUUUAAUCCUUUCAAUAACAUGAGUAGACCAUACAGCAUUUGGCCCGUAUUGCUUGUACCUUACAACUUGCCCCCAUGGUCAUGCAUGAAAGAUCCAUACACCAUGUUGUCGUUGCUAAUCCCUGGGCCUAAGUCACCAGGUAAUGAUAUUGAUGUAUUCUUGCGUCCUCUGAUCGAUGAGUUGAAAGAGUUAUGGGAAGAUGGUGUUUAUACCUAUGAUGCGUACAGUGGGCAAAACUUUACACUGCAUGCAGCUCUACUUUGGACUAUCAAUGACUUUCCUGCAUACGCCAAUCUUUCCGGGUGGAGCACAAAAGGCAAGAUGGCAUGCCCAUAUUGUACAGCUGACACAAAUUCACAAUGGUUGGUAUAUGGCCGCAAACAUUGCUACAUGGGUCAUCGACGAUGGUUGCCUGUAGGGCACACAUGGAGACGCAAGAAAAAUGCUUUUAAUGGGUUUGAAGAGCACAGACUCCAACCAUCAAGAGUCGAUGGGGAGGAAUUGCUUGAACAACUAAGUCUUUUGUCACAUGUUGAGUUUGGUAAAUCUACUUCGAAGCGGAAACGAACGCCAGAUCAGCUUAAUUGGACAAAAAAAUCUAUAUUUUUUGAACUUCCCUAUUGGUUAUCCUUGGGUUUGAGACAUAAUCUGGAUGUUAUGCAUAUUGAGAAAAACAUAUGCGAUAAUGUCUUGGGAACAUUAUUGAAUAUUGAAGGGAAAACCAAGGAUUCUGCUAAUGCACGUAGGGAUUUGGAAAACCUUGGAAUAAGGAAAGAGUUGCACUUACAAAAUGAGGGCGAUCGUGUAACUAUGGGCCUUGGUUGCUACAUGUUAAAUGGAAAUGAGCGAAAGGCUUUUUGUGCAUGGUUGUCAAAAGUUAAAUUCCCUGAUGGGUUUGCCUCGAAUAUUGGCCGAUGUGUAAAUGCUAGUGACGAAAAGAUCAGUGGAAUGAAGAGCCAUGACUGUCAUGUCUUUUUGCAAGCACUGCUGCCGGUUGUGAUUGGUGGGUUCUUACGGGCCGAUGUGCGUCAAGCAUUGAUAGAGUUGAGUGGGUUCUUCAAAGAGUUAUGUUCCCGGACUUUGAACAUAUCAGUAUUGGAUCGUAUUAAAUCUAAUAUUCCCAUCAUUCUAUGCAAACUAGAAAUGAUAUUCCCUCCAGCUUUUUUCGAUAUAAUGCUGCACCUUUCUAUUCACCUGCCAGAGGAGGCUCUACUAGCAGGACCCGUGCAAUACAGAUGGAUGUAUCCCUUUGAGAGGUAUUUAGGGAAGUUCAAACGUUACGUCCGCAACAGAGCCCGUCCUGAAGGCUCAAUUGCUGAGGCAUAUGUGCAUCUCGAGUGCCUAACAUUUUGCUCAAUGUACCUCCAUGACAUAGAAACGAAAUAUAAUCGAGACGAACGCAAUAGUGAUGUACGUAAUGAGUUGACUGAGACGGGAACUGCAGAAAGUUUAUCUGUUUUCUUACAAAAGGUUAGACCAUUGGGGACACCGCAGUCGCACAUAUUACCCGACUCACUAAUGAUCAAGGCCCGAUGGGAGCACUAUAAUAAGAUGAAAGAAGAUGACCCUAAUAACAUCGACUGUAGGCACCAGUCUCAGUUUCCAUCGUGGUUUAGAUCACGUAUUCGAGAGCUGCGUGCUAAUAGCCCAACUGAGGUAAUCGAUGAGAUAUAUGCAUUAGCAUGUGGUCCAGAUCCGUGUGUAGCGUCUUAUGCCGGAUGCAUCAUGAAUGGUGUUCGAUUUCAUACUCAAGAGCGUGAAAGGCAUCGGCGCACCCAAAACUGUGGGGUUGUUGUUCAUGGCGAGCAUCAGGGGUCCCUAGUUGACUUCUACGGUCUGUUGCAUGAUAUUAUAGAAAUACGCUACAUGGGUUGGCGUAAGGUUUAUCUAUUUCAAUGCACUUGGUAUGAUGUUGGGGACCCCAGAAGGGGGAUACGUGUAAGGGACCAUCUAACUUUAGUGAAUACUGGUAGGCAAUGGUAUAAAGAUGAGCCAUUCGCCCUUGCGAGCCAAGCGACGCAAGUCUUUUAUUUGCCUGAUCCGAUUUUGGGUGGAAGUUGGCAAGUAGUCCAAAAGGUUACAAGUAGGAAUGUUUACAACAUUCCUCCAGUUCUUAUGUCCCCAGAUGAUGAUGAUUCAGCAGGGGGUGAUUUUGAAGACGAGGAGCACUAUAUUCACUCCAACUAUCCCCCUGUCCAAGAUGCCGAUGCAGCCCUUGAACCCUUGAACCGAGUCGAUGAAGAGCAUUUGCCCGUAGACGUAGAACACCUCUCGCGUCUUCAACCGUCCCAACCAGUUGGUAAUGAUGAUUUCAUUGACCAUAGCCCAAUUCAUGAAGACAUGGGAAUGGAGGACAUAAGUGCCAACGAUAACUCUGAUUGCGAGACCAUGUAUCAUCUUAAUGGGGGGACAGAUGAUGAUGACGGUAAUCCAUAUUGUAUUGAGUUUGUUAGGAUUGCAAUUUCGAUUUUGAACACAUAUGCUAUGCAUUUCACAUAUGGAAGGUUUAACUUUUAUCAGUAA
Messenger RNA from Carya illinoinensis, 3528 nucleotides. RefSeq lists its product as uncharacterized. The record is from RefSeq and is a predicted model, not a curated record. NCBI's taxonomy places the organism in Eukaryota, Viridiplantae, Streptophyta, Magnoliopsida, Fagales, Juglandaceae. The transcript has 3 exons. The coding region runs from base 1 to 3528 and encodes 1175 amino acids.